Aureobasidium namibiae CBS 147.97 is the source of this 1353-nucleotide messenger RNA. RefSeq lists its product as uncharacterized. NCBI's taxonomy places the organism in Eukaryota, Fungi, Ascomycota, Dothideomycetes, Dothideales, Saccotheciaceae. The annotation marks the transcript as partial. The record is from RefSeq and is a predicted model, not a curated record. The transcript is spliced from 2 exons.
CAAGUCAGAUCUGGGGAGGAUAACACAGCUUUGAUAUCUCGCAUCUUGUCAGUUGCCGCUGCCACCACAGCUGCCACACUGCUUGACGGUGAUCAGGAAGCAAUCGCCGAGGCUCAUAGCGUGAGCGGCGAUGGUACCUUCAGCAACUUUCUCCAGUCGUUGGAGAGUGGUCGUUUGGCAUCGGCUCUCAGACAAGGGGGCCAAACUUCGGCUAAUGCACCGCUCAACUUCUUUAGGAUGUUUCGUUUCGGUUCGGCCAGAGAUGCUUCACACGAUGCAAACGACUCGUCAUCUGCUCAGUCCGCUGGCCCCGAUGGACGCAUGGUUCCAGUCAUCAUCGUAGGUAUUCGCUCAGUGAACCAAACGAAUGCGAAUGGGGCUCAAGAUACCGCCAUGCCGCCUUUCCUGGAUGCCCUAUCUGCUCUACCAAGACCACCGUUCAAUGGAGAAAGCGACAGUAUCGAUCAUAUUCUAGAUCCAUCGCCGACGCACCGUUUCAGUCAUCGUCGGCGAGCUUCCAUGGGAGGUCUCUCCAAUUUCCCUGCUGCAUACGACUCCCAACGUCACUCGUCGAUCCCUGGUCGCGCACGCUCGCGCUCCAUAAACACCUCUCGGCCACCACUGAGUCCUACGCUGUCACGCGUGAGUUCGGCCAAUUCUGCUAUCCCGCCUCAACGCCCUCCUUCUAGCCGUUCAAACUCAAAUUACUCCGACCGCCGUGAGAGCAUCAUCCGGACCACUACUACAACCACAACCCUCGAAACCACGGCAGAGAAUGCUCCAUUACGACCUCGCCCGCAUCGACCACGUCGACUUAGCGAGUCCGAUUAUGGCCACCGUGGUUAUUCUUCUCGACGUAAUGGUUUUGUUGAACCUGAUAACGCGCCUGGCGAGAAUACCCGUAGUUGGAUCAUCUAUGUCCUUGGUGGCAGUUAUCCCGAAAACCACCCCAUCAUCACGACUCCGAGUCUUUAUACCGAUUCGCCCACCUACGAAGACAUGAUGCUGUUGUCGGCCCUCUUGGGUCCCGCCAAGCCUCCUGUAGCUAGCGAGCAAGAUGUUGCUGAUGCUCCGGGCAUUUUCAAAAUUCAGAGUAUUGAGAGUUCACUCGUUGCCGUUGCACUCGAAGGCGAGGACAGGAUUGCUCUGACCUCUGAGCAGCGCUGUCUUGUCUGUCUCUGUGACUUUGAGCACGACGAGGACGCGAGACGCCUCGUCAAAUGCAACCAUCUGUUCCACAAGGAGUGUAUAGAUCAGUGGCUUACUAAGGGUCGAAACUCUUGCCCACUAUGUAGAGGGCAAGGCGUCGAUGAAAAGGAGAAGCCCUCUACCGAAGACACUUCAAUUCCCACC